AUGCACCCCCGAAGAUCCAUUCUUCCCGUGUUAUCACCGGCUCGAGAUGCGCUUGGUUCCGGAAUCAUCGUUGUCUUCGUUGCAGCGCGAGAAUUGCGCCAAGUCAGCGGCUCCGACUGCAAGAAAGGGAAUCCAGUUGCCACAGCGAAUAAGCAGAUUGCUAUUGGGUUCCCUUCGAAGGUUGAGUUACUGAUACUUCAGGUGGCAGCUUGGCGUGUUCUCCGCAUGUUCCAGCGGAACAGAUGCUGCCGGGGUACAUAUGACAAGCUAAGCAACGUACUUCAACGUUGGAUUCAGGAACAGCUCCAGCGAGGAGGCGCCUUCUUCUGCAUACGACAUGUGCACAACACACGGGCAUCCACUCCCUCGGUUGCGCGUCCCGAUUUGGCGCUCCUCUCCGGGUUCUCUGGCAGUGCGCUGAAUCUAGGUCUACAGCUGUCUACGGUAUUCGCGCAGCACCUUUGCGUCCGAGAUGAAACAACCUUCGUCGGCGAUCAGGAGGUUCCUAGUGGAAGGGCGGGGAAGCCGUACCGUGAUCUAAAGGCCUACAGUACUGAAUUACGGCGGCCUACGCGCCGCCUGCCUGGUGCCUCCGCUCCGAUUGACAAGGACACUUUUGAUUUAGCUAGUUCCUCGCAAAUUGGCCUCACGCCUCACGAACCCUAG
Coniophora puteana RWD-64-598 SS2 is the source of this 666-nucleotide messenger RNA. RefSeq lists its product as uncharacterized. The coding region runs from base 1 to 666 and encodes 221 amino acids. NCBI's taxonomy places the organism in Eukaryota, Fungi, Basidiomycota, Agaricomycetes, Boletales, Coniophoraceae. The transcript is spliced from 7 exons. The record is from RefSeq and is a predicted model, not a curated record.